Odocoileus virginianus texanus is the source of this 1743-nucleotide messenger RNA. Its product is annotated as arylacetamide deacetylase-like 2. The record is from RefSeq and is a predicted model, not a curated record. NCBI's taxonomy places the organism in Eukaryota, Metazoa, Chordata, Mammalia, Artiodactyla, Cervidae. Gene Ontology annotation, molecular function: carboxylic ester hydrolase activity. Gene Ontology annotation, cellular component: membrane.
AUAUCAUUAUGGGGUACAAAACUCUGUGCUUUGGACUGACUUGUAUCCUCUUUAUUUAUUAUAUUUAUACACCAAUACCAGAAAACAUUGAAGAACCCUGGAAAGUAAGGACCAUUGAUGCUGCUAUAAAAAUAACUUCAUUUAUGGCUACAUUAUUGGAAAAAAUAGGUCUUAAAAGAUUUGAUGAAUUGUUUUCCACAAUGAUGGAACUGGACUACACACAACCAAUUUCAGAUGAAAACGUUACAGUGAUGGAUACAACCUUUAAUGAUAUUCCAGUACGUUUGUACUUGCCUAAGAGGAAGUCAGCAAGCCAGAGACCAGCUGUAAUUUUUGUUCAUGGUGGUGCCUUUGUUUUGGGAAGUUGUAAAUUAGCAGCUUUGGACCUCCUGAAUAGACAGACGGCAAAGAAUCUUGGUGCUGUCGUUGUGGGAGUGGAUUACAGAUUAGGUCAUCAAUAUCAAUUUCCUGUUGCCCAUGAAGAUGUCAUUUCUGUGGUCAAAUUCUUUCUACAAGAUAAAAUUCUUGCAAAAUAUGGAGUGGACCCCACUCGAGUCUGUAUUUCAGGGGAGAGUGCUGGGGGUUUAAUUGCGGCAACAGUGGCUCAACUGAUACAGAAUGAUCCAGAAUUCAAAAAUAAACUGAAAGCACAAGCUUUAAUUUACCCCAGCUUACAGGUCAUUGAUAUCACCAUUCCUUCUCACAGAGAAAAUGAACAUGGUCUAUUUCUGCCAAAGAAACUGGGAAUAGAACUUGCAUGCCUGUAUUUGACUCAGGAUAAAGCACUCCCCCAGGCAAUGAUGAAAAAUCAACACAUGCCUCAUGGUUCAAGGCAUCUGUUCAAGCUGGUUAACUGGAGCACCUUUCUUCCUGAGAAGUAUAAGAAGAACCAUAUAUAUACAGAACCGAUUCUUGGAAGACUUAAUCCUUCAUAUUCAGCACUUUUGGAUAGCAGAUUAUCACCCUUGGCCGUCAAUGAUUCCCAGUUGCAAAAUUUGCCCUUAACUUACAUCCUCACCUGUCAAUAUGAUCUUAUAAGAGAUGAUGGGCUUAUGUAUGUCUCACGACUUCAAAAUGUUGGUGUUAAAGUUUCUCAUGACCAUAUGGAGGAUGGACUCCAUGGAGCUUUAUCACUCAUGGCUUCACCAUUUAAUUUACAGCUAGGCAUUAGAAUAAAAGAUAAGUAUAUUAAUUGGCUAGAAGAAAAUCUAUAAAUAAUACAUAUAGCUUGCUAAUCAGUUAUAGUCUAAAGGAUAUAUUUUGAGAUUUGUGAGUUUAAGGGACAAUAUCAUGAUUUUAGCUUUGGAUAAAUUUAGGUUUAAAUCAAAGCAAAAUAACUAUGUAUCUUGGAAAAAAUUAGUUUACCUAAUCUUAAAUCCUGCUACAGUGAAGACUUCUACUAUAUUUAUCCUAAUAUAUAUCAUUUAUUCUCCCUGAUGCAUGGCAAAUAUUCACCAAUCAUAGUAAAGUAUAAAAACAAAGUAUGAUUAUAGGCAAAUAAACACAAUAGUUUCAAGACAGUGACAGGAAUGAUAGUGGUAAGUGAGGACAAGUUUUAAGAGAAACAAAAACUUGCAGUUUUCUUUAGAUAGUUUUCUUUAGAUAGGGUUGCUAUCUUCAAGUAGCUUUGUCAAUUAAUCAUUCAUACAUUAAUUUUAUGCACUCUGUAAAUUGUUAGUUUUCUUUCAUUCAUUUAAUACACAAGUCUGCUUUCAGGCAUGUUAUUGUUGUUCAGGUGCUAAC